This is a messenger RNA of Aureobasidium musti, 2598 nucleotides long. The record is from the annotation of a GenBank genome assembly. NCBI's taxonomy places the organism in Eukaryota, Fungi, Ascomycota, Dothideomycetes, Dothideales, Saccotheciaceae.
AUGGCGUUCGAUGAAUAUCUUCGAGCCCGCAGCUCGUCCAGAGACGACGCCAACAGCUACGACACAGACGAAUACCAACGCGGCCGACAGCGCAUUGACCUGAAACUCAAAGGCACCUUUGAGCGCAUUUUUGAGAAAUAUGCCAGGGACUUUACCGGAGUGGGCGAUGAAAUCGACAUGGAAACUGGCGAGGUCGUCGUCGACAACGGCCACCUGACAUACAUGCAACACGAGCGAGAUACUGGCAAAAGUGCUUCAUCCCGCUUUGUACGAGCCUUUGCCGAUGAGUUGGAGGUCGAGGAUGGCCAAGACAACAAUGAUGAUGACGACGACGGUUUACACCAAGAGCCCGAAGAAGAGGAGGACGAGCUCCAUCAAGUCCCUGACGACGAUGAGGAUGAACUCCAACACGAGCCUCGACGACAAGAGGAGAGUCAAGAGGAGGACGAAUACGGACCAGAAGAGGGGGACGUCAGUGAUGACGAGGAUGGCGACUACGAGGACGCGGCAGUUGAGGCUGGCGACGAGCAGUCAGGCGAUGAGUCCGACGAUCUGGCCCACGAACCAGACCAUUUCGCUCUCGAUCCUCGACUUGCUCAGCCUGAUGCUAGGGUUAGCUCAGAACAGCAAUACCACAGUACAUCCGUCAUUCCAUCUACCGAAGUCAGCCACUCUCUGCCUCACAUCUCCAUCGUCGACUCGUUGAACCAGCUCGUCCCACAUCAGGAUGCCCAUGGAAGAAUCGACCCCGAAGCCAUCCAACAGCUGGGUCAGAAUAUUGCCAAUCAGAUUGCUCAAUUCCUCAUGCAUGCCACCUCCAUCAACAAACAGCCUUACUUCCCCAAUGAGCCUCAGACUAUCUGGUCUGCCCCGCCUUUGCCUCAAGAUGCUUUCGAUCCGCCCUCCUUCUUUGACCGUCAACGCGCCGCAAUUACUCCAGCCCCCACCGAGCUCCCCUCAGUCUGGGAUUCUCCUUCUGGCGGCCAGUCAUUAUGGGCACCAACCGCUUCGCGACCCAAGAAGCGUCGUAGGCUUCUCAAGCAUACCGAAACCUCAUUCGAUCUUGAUCCCGCUUUGACUGACAACGCUGACUUCUCAGACGCACCUUCGUCAAGGAACCGCUACUCCAAAGAAGAAGACGAUUUGAUCAAGCGCUUGAAGGAGAUCAAUGGCUUGACCUGGCAAGAGAUCACCGCACGCUUGCCUGGCAGAACCACCGGUGGUCUCUCAGGCCGUUAUACUCGCGCUUUGAAGGAUUUGCCCAGGCCUGUCAUGAUCAAACGUGAGAUCAUCGAGAUCAUGGACGGUGAUGAUGACGAACUAUCGACUCCAGGCCCUUCGCAUACGGCCAAUCCAGCCGGAAUGUCGCCUUUCAGUACUCCGCUCCUGCGUCGUGCUAUGGACAAGCAGAUUGCCCGCCACGGAGACAGCGGUGAAAUCCCGAUUACAAUAGGGGAUGAAGAUGAUACAGAUUCGCGUGNNACUCUUCUGCACCACCACCGGAUAAGUCUAGGAAAAGAAGAAAAACGCAAAGGAAAAGACCCUUUACGUGCGAUAGUAGGCUAUCGCACUUUUGACACUUCAAUCCCGGCUGGAAACUUCGGCAUUCUGUGCACCGACAGUCCAGCGCCGUAUACCGCGGAGGAGCACAAUUUGAAUUUCUAUGGACCCACCAGUGGAUUUGGCGUGCUGAGAAUGUCCAAGUCACAAACAGAGCAGAAACGACCGAAGAAGAUAGAUCCGCCUCGUGAAGGACUGAGAAACACUACUACGAGAUUUACUCAUUCAGCACCUCAUCUGCGUGGCAAUUUGGCAAAUACGCCAAACAGUACUGUCAACUUGUUUGCACGCGCUGAGCAGUAUCUGAAAGCUAAGGGUCUUUCUGCUGCUAGUCUGGCUACAUCGCAGCUUCGUGCCAUGUCAUCGCUACAAGCAAAUCGAUAUUCGAACCAUAGUACCGCAAGGAUGAGUAACGCUGGCGGACCCGUUACAACGAUGCCUCCUCCGUCUGUCAGACCUCGUACAGAGCCUGUCCUAGAAGGAAGCUCGCCACUGCCAGNNCCCAUCCACCUCCCCCCUUACAGCGCCGACCCACCAUCUCGAGCAAGCACACCUCAUCGUAUACACACACCUCUUACACGUCGUACCGAGCCUAUGCUGGUUGAUACAGAGAAUGAUGGCGAUGUUAGUGACUCGUCAAUGGAUACCCCAACGACAGCGAAACGCUACGCCGAUGCACCAGACACGACAACCACGGCCAACGGCCCAUAUUUCCUCUCCAAUCUGCCGCCUCCCCCAAGCCCCUUGGUCUCUGCGCCACAGGCACAAUUGCGUUCGCCAUCUUCCUCGCCACUCUCCUCGCCCCCGCCUUUACCAUCGCCAACUUCGUCUCAGACAUCCUCUGUUGAAGGCCAAAGACGCAGCACAAGGAGCUCUACCCAUCAAGCGACCAAGAAUUCUCUGCUGCCGCCUGGACCUGGCGAAGUCGCAAGAAUGAAAUUGCCUGAUCCGACUCGAUCUCUCCGUAAGNAGGACAUCGACUCCAUCCGCGGCUCUCAGAAAGAACGCAAGUACAUCGACCCCAUCUGCAUCCCUUAG